Molecule: messenger RNA, 3706 nt
Organism: Daldinia vernicosa
Lineage: Eukaryota; Fungi; Ascomycota; Sordariomycetes; Xylariales; Hypoxylaceae
Product: importin-7
Exons: 7
Coding region: 122-3310 (1062 amino acids)
Biological process (GO): protein import into nucleus
Cellular component (GO): nuclear envelope; cytosol
Molecular function (GO): small GTPase binding
Source: RefSeq, a predicted model, not a curated record
CCCGAGUCCUUGCUGAGCAAGAGAGAAAAAAAAAGAUCAACGUCAUUCUCAUCACCCUCUCAACAUCAAAUAAACACCAAUAACAACAGAUCUGCAUAACGCAAUAUAUUAGGAAUCAAUCAUGGAUGCCGCAGCCGUUCGGGCUCGCAUCGCUGCCACCCUCUCCGCCGAUAUCAACGUGCGAAGAGCUGCCGAGCUCGAACUCAAGCAGGCCGAAGGACAUCCUGGCUUUAUCGAUGUUUUGCUCGAUGUCCUGACUACCGAAGCCGAUGAUUCUGUCCGACUUUCAUGUGUCAUUUAUCUCAAGAACAGGACGAAUCGAGGCUGGUCCAGAAGUGACCAUUAUCCCGACGAUCCGCUAAUAUCGGAAGAAGAAAAACAACGCUUUCGCGAGCGCGUACUCCCUAUCCUUACCGCUUCUCGCGGGCCUGUCCGCCAGCAGCUGUUACAGCAAAUCCAGCGCAUCUUACACUUCGAUUUUCCUAGGAAAUGGCCAAGCUUUAUGGACGCUACCUUGCAAUUGCUGCAUGCAAAUGACCCCCCUUCUGUUCUUGCCGGCCUGCAGUGUCUCCUUGUCACUUGCCGCGCCUACAGAUUCAAACCCCAAGAUGAUGUUAGGGGGGAUUUUGAGAAGAUCGUCGAAGCUACCUUCCCGAGACUUCAGCAGGUUUGCAAUGAAUUGGUCAACCAAGAAAGCGACGAGGCCGGCGAGAUGUUACAUAUCGCCCUCAAGGCCUAUAAGCACACAAUCUGGCUCGAGCUCUCUCCGUUCUUGAGACAACACGACGUAAACAUCGGCUGGUGUACUAUUUUCCUCCAAACCGUGUCCAAGAAGAUGCCCCCGUCGGCUAUGAGCGAAGACUUGGACGAACGCGAAACAAAUCACUGGUGGAAAGCUAAGAAGUGGGCCUACUUCAACCUCAAUAGGCUCUGGAUCAGGCAUGGCAACUACACGGGCACCGCUUCGAAGAACGACGAGAUGGCUAGGUACUCUAAGGAGUUCGAGAGUACUAUUGCACCCGAAAUCCUCAAGCACUACCUCCAAGAGAUCGAGAAAUGGGUUUCCAAGACCUCCUGGCUUAGCAAACCGUGCUUAUCGUACACGCUUAUUUUUCUGGACGAAUGCUGUCGGCCGAAGUUUAUGUGGAGCUUGAUGCAGCCCCAUCUCACCAACCUGGUUACUCAUCUGAUCUUCCCAGUGAUGUGUCUAAGCCGAGAGGAUGUGGAAAAAUUCGAAGACGAACCCGAAGAAUACCUUCAUCGGAAGCUAAACUUCUAUGAGGAGGUUUCAGCCCCCGAUGUGGCGGCAACUAAUUUUCUUGUCACCUUGACCAAGACUCGCAGAAAGCAGACCUUCGAAAUCUUACAGUUUGUCAACAGCGUUGUUAACGAGUAUGAGCAGGCGCCCGAGGAUAAGAAGAAUCAUAUCGCAAAGGAGGGUGCUUUGAGAAUGAUUGCUACUCUGGCGCCGGUCCUCCUAGGCAAGAAGAGCCCGGUUGCCGACCAGAUCGAAUAUUUCCUGGUCCGUUACGUCUUCCCUGAUUUCAAGAGCCCUCUAGGUUAUCUUCGAGCCCGUGCCUGUGACACCAUCGAGAAAUUCGAGCAGCUCAAUUUUAAGGAUCAGAACAACCUACUCCUUGUUUAUCGGCACAUUCUUGACUGUAUGGCUGAUAGCGACCUGCCUGUAAGAGUCACGGCGGCGCUGGCACUACAACCUUUAAUCCGACACGAUGUUAUCCGUAUAAGCAUGCAGCAGAGUAUCCCUACUAUCAUGCAGCAGCUGCUUAAGCUGGCUAAUGAGUGCGACAUCGAUGCACUGGCCAACGUGAUGGAGGACUUCGUUGAGGUGUUCGCAGCCGAGCUAACCCCGUUCGCUGUAGCUUUAAGUGAACAACUAAGGGAUACCUACCUCAGAAUUAUCAGCGAGCUUCUCGCCAAGACUAAUGGUCGCGACGAUGAUGACUUCGGUGAUUACCUGGACGACAAGAGCAUAACGGCUUUGGGUGUUCUGCAGACCAUUGGCACUCUGAUCUUGACAUUAGAAAGUACUCCUGACGUGUUAUUGCACAUCGAGGCUGUUCUAAUGCCCGUCAUCCAAGUCACCUUAGAGAACAGGUUAUACGAUCUUUAUAAUGAAGUUUUCGAGAUAAUCGACAGUUGCACAUUUGCCGCGAAAAGUAUCUCGCCCACUAUGUGGCAAGCCUUCGAGCUCAUCCACGGCACAUUCAAAUCCGGCGCUGAGCUAUACUUCGAGGACAUGCUGCCAGCUCUGGACAAUUUUGUGCAAUACGGUGCCAGCCAAUUAGCCCAGAAGCCCGAGUACGUCCAGGCUCUAUACGGAAUGGUCCAGGAUAUGUUCCUCCAAGACCAGAAAGUUGGAGAUGUCGACCGCAUCUGCGCGUGCAAGCUUGCGGAAGCUAUGAUGUUAAGUCUGCGUGGUCAUAUUGACCAAUCUGUCACAGGAUUUAUCACUACGGCUAUGACGGUACUCAGUGGUCAAGAGCUCAGGGUCAAGUCGUACAAGAUUCACCUGAUGGAAAUGGUUAUAAAUGCUAUUUACUAUAACCCGCUCUUGACUUUAGCUGUCCUAGAGAACAAGGGGUGGACCAACAAGUUCUUCAGCCUUUGGUUUAGCAACAUGGAUCACUUUAGCCGAGUGCACGACAAAAAGCUGUGCAUCGUAGCUAUCGUUACCUUGCUAAGUUUGAACGCAGACCAGAUCCCUGCAAGUGUCAGCAUCGGCUGGCCAAGGCUCUUGCAAGGGAUUACCGGUCUCUUUAAGACGCUACCCACUGCCCUAAAGAACCGCGAGGAAGCAUUAAAGGAAGACUUUACGUACGACUCGAAUGAUUACGGGUAUGAGGAUGAGGACGAAUGGGCCGAUGAGGAUACCAGCUGGGCCGUUGAGGAAGGGGCAGAAGGAGACCAGGGAGAUGCUCGCGAUGAGAGCACGGCUUAUUUGGAAUUCCUCAACGAGGAAGCCGCCAAAUUCAGCCAAAUCGAAAACCAACAUGGGGGUCUCGUUGACGAGUCAGAUGACGAACUUGGGGAAGAUAGCGUCUCGCUUGAAUCGCCCCUGAACAAGGUUGAGCCUUAUCAACUUUUCCGAACCGUCUUAAUGAAAAUGCAACAAGAAAACCCGCAACUCUACUCCAGUCUCACUUCGAGUCUGUCAGCGGAUGAGCAAGGCGUCAUUCAGAAUGUCGUCCACCAGGCUGAAGCCAAUGCCCAGGCUGCCAUGCAAUUGGCAGCCCAAGCGGCACAAAAUCCUCAAGGGGUCUCGGGAGUGCCGGAUACCGGAGCUAGAUAGAACCAGCGCUGGUUUUCAUUUCGAGCUCACCCAAGGAUAGUUUAGUUUAGAGAUGGCUUCAAUAUGUGUGAGACUCGCCACUACUAUAACCCCGUAGUCGUGUGCCUAGGGACGCAAUGCUGGCUUCCCACAACUAUCAAGCUGGUACACGAGGCGGCAUUAUUGAUGGAUAGUUGAAGACGGUGUCAGAUUUUAUAGCGCAAAGGGGCUAUGGUGAGCAUUUUGGGUAUACGGGCAUGAACAGCGAGUUCGGUGCAAUUAUUAGUAGUAAAUAGGUAGGUAGAAGCCGUCAUUGAUGGCUAUUGAACAGUACCCCGGGAACAUGGAAAGGAAACUAGGGAGGAUAUAUCCGGAGGCUGCACGACGAUACGUUUGACGACGGGCCAAAGAUGGAUG